Iphiclides podalirius (scarce swallowtail) is the source of this 408-nucleotide messenger RNA. The record is from the annotation of a GenBank genome assembly. NCBI's taxonomy places the organism in Eukaryota, Metazoa, Arthropoda, Insecta, Lepidoptera, Papilionidae.
AUGCAGGAACCCGUGCCGGGAAUUAGCGCAGUACCUAGUGAGACCAAUGCCCGCUAUUUUCAUGUAAUUGUGACCGGCCCUGAAGAUUCUCCUUUUGAAGGAGGACUUUUCAAACUAGAACUUUUCCUCCCAGAAGACUACCCUAUGUCGGCACCUAAGGUUAGGUUUAUUACGAAAAUAUACCAUCCGAAUAUAGACCGGCUGGGUCGUAUAUGCUUGGAUAUAUUGAAGGACAAGUGGAGCCCCGCUCUACAAAUUCGUACGGUGCUGCUAUCAAUCCAGGCGUUGCUGUCCGCGCCUAAUCCCGAUGACCCGCUGGCGAACGACGUAGCCGAGCUGUGGAAGGUCAAUGAAAGCGAAGCUAUCCGAAACGCGAAGGAGUGGACACGGAGAUACGCCAUGGACAAC